Molecule: messenger RNA, 213 nt
Organism: Cooperia oncophora
Lineage: Eukaryota; Metazoa; Nematoda; Chromadorea; Rhabditida; Trichostrongylidae
Source: the annotation of a GenBank genome assembly
AUGCGAGCUCUGAACACGGGAGUAGACGCUCUUAGGGCAGAAUACAGAUCUCUUGCUCGAUAUACUUUACCUGAUGCAACCUACGAAGCCUUCAAGGCAAACCAUGAGGCCGGAAGGAACAGAUACCAGGAUGUUCCCUGUCAAGAUCAAUGCCGCGUAGUCAUUACUUGGCCAGGAGCUGCUGUUGACUACAUUCAUGCAAACACAGGUUGA